Messenger RNA from Caenorhabditis remanei, 1116 nucleotides. RefSeq lists its product as uncharacterized. The record is from RefSeq and is a predicted model, not a curated record. Gene Ontology annotation, molecular function: protein binding; zinc ion binding. Bases 1 to 1116 code for a protein of 371 amino acids. Lineage: Eukaryota; Metazoa; Nematoda; Chromadorea; Rhabditida; Rhabditidae. The transcript is spliced from 4 exons.
AUGGGUUCGCCAAAUGAUAAGAAAUCUCGUUCGGAGUCGCCCGGUGAUGAGAAGACGUUGAAGAUCACGGUGACCAGUGUGAUGCAAGGUGUCAAGCAGACGAUCAUUGAGAUCAAAGAGAAGGAAACAGUUCAAGAUUUGAAGACUCGCAUCGAAAUUGAGACUGAAGUUCUGGCGAAUCGUCAGAUUCUGCUUUUCAAGGGAAAAGAGUUGAAGGAGGGAAACAAGGCGCUUGCUGAAUAUGGAAUCACUACGAAUGCUACAGUAACAAUGAAUGUUAAAAUGAGCACCGGCUUGUUUACAAAUCCCACCGCCACUGACAUGAUUCUCAUGAUGCCUCCAAUUUUUCCAAGUAACCAGGAUCAACUUCGUAAGCAGAUCAAAGGAAUGAAUACGGUGCAUCGUAAGCCGAAGAAGAUGAGCGAUAAGGAUGCGACAGCGAAUAUUUGGACACCCGAGAAGCAGAUGGAACACGAGUUGACCAGAAACCGUAUGAAGACGUUGCUUCGUCGUAAGAAACACGCGCCGAUUUUGUCGAAUACGCCGGUGGAGUCGGAAGCCGGUUCGGUUCAAUCAUUCUCGCCAGUUGCCACUCCACCAUCUGAACUUACUGUAUCCACUGUAUCCGCCAUGUCUCCAUCCGGUACCAGUGUCAGCUCGAUGAGUAGCGUUGAAGGUGGUGGUGAUGAGUCGAAUGUUACAGAAAAAGAGCUCAAGGCAAGUCGGUUUGUGCUUCUAUAUAUCUACAUGUCCGCCUCAUUUCAGCUCUUCUUCGAUCCGCCUGAAACCAUCGAAGAAUACAAACGAGCUCGUCGCUCGAUGUAUCUCCCACCGAGUACUGAAUCCGAAUUGUUGGAUUAUGUGAAGAGAUUCGAGGAGGAGAGAAAAACCAAGUGUAAUACUUGCUUCAAAAAGCUCUCCGCCGCUCAACAAACGAUGCGUUGCAAAUGCUUCAGAAUUUUCUGUGAUCGUCACCGUAACCCACAGAACCAUACGUGUGUCAUUGACUAUAAGCAGGAUGGGCGUAUCAAGUUGAAGAAGAAUCACUCGAAAGUUGGAGAUGGCGGAUGUCGGAAGGCGAAGUUUGAGGAGGGAGAGGAGAAAAAGAAGGCAUAG